Sebastes umbrosus (honeycomb rockfish) is the source of this 6043-nucleotide messenger RNA. RefSeq names its product mucin-5AC-like. Lineage: Eukaryota; Metazoa; Chordata; Actinopteri; Perciformes; Sebastidae. Gene Ontology annotation, cellular component: extracellular matrix. Gene Ontology annotation, molecular function: protein binding. The coding region runs from base 276 to 5897 and encodes 1873 amino acids. The record is from RefSeq and is a predicted model, not a curated record. The transcript has 33 exons.
UGGGAGGUCGUCAGCUUGAAAAACGCUUGCCUGAAGAAUUGCACCAAAGCACAAAUGCAUCAUCAGAAGAUUUCAGGUCGUUUACUUUGCAUCAGACAGCUGUGAGGAGGCCAAAGUCAAGAUGAGGUGACCGAGCCAAGUUAUGGAACAGAUGGAUACUGGUGUGUGUGCAGCAGGAUUUCCUCUGUACCUGACCAGGUGUCUUCCUGUUGCCAGUGAAAAAACUGCAGAUAUGCAACAGCUGAUGGAAGAAGGACAGGGACUACUCAAGGAUUAUGAGAACAGCCAGGAUGCUACUUGAAUGGGUGAUACCAUGGCUUACCAUCUACCUUGGACUGCUUGUAGCCAGCACUGUUCAGAUGAUGAGCAAAAUUACAGUAAUUAAAGAAGUGAGACAGGCUCACAACGAGCAGAUCUGCAGUACCUGGGGAAACUAUCAUUUCAAGACUUUUGAUGGAGAUUUCUUCCAGCUUCCCUCCACUUGCAACUACAUCCUUGCAUCCCAGUGUAAGAGAAGCUACGAGAGUUUCGAUAUUCAGUUCCAACGGCAGGAGAUGGAUGGGGUCGCCACCAUUAAGACGGUCACUAUGAAACUGGAGGGGGCCGUUGUGGAAUUAGCCAAGGACUCCAUCAAAGUCGAUAAUGAACUUGUCACUAUACCAUUCAGCAAGGUUGGCAUUACAAUUGCAAGAACCGUCUCCUAUGUCAAAAUCGAGGCAAAGCUGGGUGUGGUCAUCAUGUGGAACGAAGAAGACGCCCUCUGGGUUGAGCUGGAUGUAAAAUUCCAGAAUCAGACCUGUGGCCUAUGUGGUGACUACAACGGUGUCCAGGUUUAUGAUGAGUUCAUCAAAGGAGAAACAGGGGAGUCUGUAACUCUUGAAUAUUAUGGGGAGUCCUGGAAAGUCAAUGGUCCUACCGAAGAGUGUGAAGAAAUCUCCUCUCCUGCCGCACAGACAUGUACAAAUCAAAAAGACCUCUGUGCAAACCUGCUGUCAGGACCUGCAUUCCUCAGCUGUCAACAGCUGAUUGAGACUGAGGCCUUCAUCAAAGCCUGUCAGAAGGACCUGUGCCACUGCAACAAUAGUACUUCGUGCUUGUGUUCAACCACAUCAGAGUACUCUCGUCAGUGCGCUCACGCAGGCGGGAAACCACAGCAAUGGAAGACCACACAAAUGUGUUCAAACAAAUGCCCUUUCAACAUGGAGUAUAAAGAAUGCGGCAGUCCCUGCACUGACACCUGCAGCAACCCCCAGAGAAGCCAAGUGUGUGAGGAUCACUGCUUAGAUGGAUGUUUCUGUCCAUCUGGGACUCUCUUUGACGACAUUACACAAAGUGGGUGCGUUCCUGCUGAAACGUGCUCCUGCUUACACAAUGGCAAGCCAUACAAACCAGGAGAAUCAUACUCAAGGACAUGUCAAACUUGCACCUGUACCCAGGGUAAGUGGCGCUGUAAGGAUCUAGACUGUCCUGGUAUCUGCUCCGUGCUGGGUGGCAGCCACAUCUCCACCUAUGAUGAUAAAACAUAUUCUUUCCAUGGAGACUGCUCUUAUGUUCUCUCCAAGAAAACUAAUGGGACUCUCAGUGUCCUUGGUGACCUGGCCAAAUGUAAAAGAUCAGAAAAAUCAACUUGCCUGGCUGCAGUCACCCUACUGCUACAUAAAGACGUGAUGAUUGUUGUUCAAGCUAACGGACAUGUUUUGUAUAACAAAGUGAUCACUCAGCUGCCUCUUUUCAUGGCCGGCGUAACAGUCUUCAGCCCAUCGACAUUCUUCAUUGUAGUCCACACCGAAUAUGGGCUUGACCUCGAGAUUCAGCUUUCACCCAUUAUGCAGGUCUACAUCAAAGCCAGUGUUUCCAAUAAGGGAAAACUCAAGGGUCUUUGUGGAGAUUUUAACGAUGUGGAAGCUGAUGACUUCAGAACCACAAAUGGAUUGACUGAGGGAACGGCUGGGACAUUCGUCAACACGUGGAAGUCCAAAACAAGCUGCCCUGAUGUGACAAACAUACUCGGGGACCCCUGCAUUUUGAGCAUAAACAAGGAGAAAUAUGCCAAACACUGGUGCGCCUUGCUGUCAGACGCAAAAGAGAUUUUUGCAAAGUGCCAUUCUGUAAUAAACCCAGAAGUCUAUCAUGCUUCUUGUAUUUAUGACACCUGCGCCUGUGAUAACAGUGAGGAGUGCAUGUGUGCUGCCUUAUCCUCCUAUGUCCACGCAUGUGCCGCUGAAGGUGUCUUAUUGAAUGGAUGGAAGAGCACGGCAUGCCAGAAAUACACGACUGGCUGCCCUUCUACUUUUGUGUAUGGCUACCAAAUGACGAGCUGUGGUCGCACCUGCCAAUCUCUUAGUCAGUCAGACUCGACAUGUGAGAUUAAAUUUACCCCGCUUGAUGGCUGCGGCUGCGCUGAAGGAACUUACCUCAAUGAGAAUGGAAAAUGUGUGUCAGCCUCACAAUGCCCCUGUCAUGUGAUAGACAAGCUGGUACGCCCUGGGCAGGUCAUCAAGGUCCAUGCACAAACUUGCACCUGCCGUAAUGGAAAACUAAGCUGUACAGGAAAACAAAUAAGUCAUUCAUGCACCAAGCCAAUGGUUUUCUUCAACUGCUCAAGCACAAAGCCAGGUGACGAAGGAUCCGACUGCCAAAAAAGCUGCCAGACACUGGACACAGAAUGUGUCAGUAGUACACAGUGUGUGUCAAGCUGUGUAUGCCCGGAUGACCUGCUGUCUGAUGGUAAAGGAGGCUGUGUUACGAAGGAGAACUGUCCAUGCACAUAUAAUGGAGAUUCCUAUAAUUCUGGACAGACUGUCACUGUGGACUGCAAUACCUGCACUUGCAAAAGCAGAAAAUGGGAAUGUACAGACCGUGAGUGUGAUGGAACCUGUACCAUAUAUGGAGAAGGGCAUUACAUCACUUUUGAUGAAAAGAAAUUCUCCUUUAACGGGGAUUGUGGCUACAUCUUCACUGAGGAUCACUGUGGGGACGAUAUGAAUGGCACCUUUAGGGUCCUGACUGAGAGCAUCCCAUGUGGAACAAGUGAAAGCAUCUGCUCCACUGCUAUCAAGCUCUUCUUAGGGAACAAUGAAAUUGUUCUUUCAGAGGAAAGUGUCAGAGUUAUCAAACAAAGCACAGGGGUGGAGAUACCCUAUAAAGUCCACACUAUGGGCAUACAUAUUGUCAUCGAGGCAAAGAAUGGUCUUAUUCUCAUUUGGAAUAAGAAGACAACACUCAUGAUCAAACUCAAGCCCACAUUCAAGGGAAAAAUCUGUGGUCUGUGUGGGAAUUACGACGGGAAUAUCAAGAACGAUUUCACCACCAGAAACAAAGAAGUUGUGGUUGAAGCCCUUGAGUUUGGAAACAGUUGGAAAGCGACACAUCUUUGCCCCAAUGCACACGCACACAAAAAUCCCUGCAGUCUGUACUCACACAGGCAGGCAUGGGCUUUAAAACACUGCAGCAUUGUCAACAGUAAAGUAUUUGCUGUUUGCCAUUCAAAGGUGGAUCCACAAAACUAUUAUGAUGCCUGUGUGAAGGACACGUGUUCCUGCAACUCAGGAGGAGAUUGUGAGUGUUUCUGCUCGGCUGUCGCAGCCUAUGCUGCAGCCUGUAAUGAGGCCGGAGCCUGCGUGAAAUGGAGAACUCCCACAAUCUGCCCUCUAUUCUGUGAUUAUUACAACGCUGAUGGAGAGUGUGAAUGGCACUAUGAGCCUUGUGGAAAACCAUGCAUGAAGACAUGCAGGAAUCCCUCAGGAGUAUGCUACAAUCACAUUCCAGCACUAGAAGGAUGCUACCCAAGUUGCCCACCUGAACGAUCUUAUCUGGAAGAAGAUACCAUGAAGUGUGUGCCACAGGAAAAAUGUGGCUGCUAUGAUAAUGAAGGGAAGCAUUAUAAAGAAGGGGCGCUCAUGCCUACAAAGGAGAACUGUCACACCUGUUAUUGUUCUUCAACAAAGAUGGAUUGCAGCUAUGGCGUCCAAGCUUGCACUUGUUCAUAUAUGGGACGUACGUACAAGUAUGGAGGUAUAGUUUAUGACACACAUGAUGGAGAUGGAACCUGUAUCACAGCUGUUUGUGCAGAAGAAGGAAAUAUUAACAGAACCAUAGGCCAUUGCUCUACAACUGUACCCACACAGUCAACAACAACAGGCUUUGUCUUUUCAACAAGUGAAAAAACGACCACAACAACUCAAACGUCUCCCACUCCAAGUGUUACAACUGAGGCCGUAACAACAAUUCAGACCUUCUCAACACCAAGGUUUUCGACAAGGUCAUCAACAACAGUGCCAUCAUCCUCGAAACCUCCAUCCACCACUGGCAUAGUUACAUCCAGCACAAGCAAAACAACCACAGAAAAACCCAUUACUACUGCUGUUACAACAACUGAAAAACCCACCACAACAACCUCUAAAGUUGUUACAAAUACAGUAGUUACAACAGCACCUUCAACCGUGGUUACGAUUACAACUACAACACCCACAGAAAAACCCACCACGACAACCACAAUCACAGAAAAACCCACCACAACCACAGAAAAGGAACAAACUACUGCUGCCACAACAACUGAAGGACCCAGCACCCCAGUAAAAAUCACAGAAAAACCCACCACACCAACCACAAUUACAGAAAAACCCACCACAACCACAGAAAAGGAACAAACAACUGCUGCCACAACAACUGAAGGACCCAGCACCCCAGUAAAAACCACAGAAAAGCCUAUCACAACAACCACCAUUAUCACAAUCACAGAAAGCCCCACCACAACAACCACAAUCACAGAAAAACCCAUCUCAACCACAGAAAAGGAACAAACUACUGCUGCCAAAACAACUGAAGGACCCAGCACCCCAGUAAAAACCACAGAAAAGCUUACCACAAAAACAACUGAAACUCCAACAAAAACACCCACAAUCACAGUAGUAUCCGCAACAACCACAGAAAGGCCCACCACCCCAGGAACAACAGGCACUACUGCUGCAACAACCACAAGAAAACCUACCACAACAUCCACUGAUUGCUAUGUUUGUAAGUGGUCAGAUUGGACGAACAAUAAUUAUCCUGAUUACACCAAUGGUGGAGAUUAUGAACCCAUUGAUAAAAUUACUAAUCCAGAUCUGAGUUUUUGUAGAAAACAUCUGGAAAUAGAAUGUCGAGCAAAACACUACCCUGAUAUUUCUUUGAAAGACCUAGGUCAAAAAGUAAAAUGCAACCCACAAGAUGGACUGAUCUGUAUUAACAAAGAACAAGGUAUACCUCCUAUGUGUAAUGACUAUGAAAUACGAGUGAAAUGCUGCAUUAACACAUGUGAGCAUUCCACCACAGCAACAACCAAAGGAAGGUCCACUACAACCUCAGCAACAUCCACAGAAAAGCCCACCACAACAACCAUAAGUACAGAAAUAUUUGACACAACCACGGAGAAGGAACAAACUACUGCUGCCACAACAACUGAAACACCCAGCACCUCAGUAAAAACCACAGAAAAGCUUACCACAAAAACAACUGAAACACCCAUUACCACAAAAGAAUCCGCAACAACCACAGAAAACCCCAUUACUACUGCUGUUACAACAACUAAAAAACCCACCACAACAACCUCUGAAGUAGUUACAAAUGCAUUGGUUACAACAGCACAAUCAACACAACCCUUGGUUAUAAUUACAACUACAACAGCCACAGAAAAACCCACAACAACCACAAUCACAGAAAGUCCCACCACAACAACCACAAUCACAGAAAAACCCACCACAAUCACAGAAAAGGAACACACUACUGCUGCCACAACAACUGAAGAACCCAUCACCCCAGUAAAAACCACCGAAAAAACCCACCACAACAACCAUAAUCACAGAAAAACCCACCACAACCACAGAAAAGGAACACACUACUGCUGCCACAACAACUGAAGAACCCAUCACCCCAGUAAAAACCACAGAAAAACCCACCACAACAACCACAAUCACAGAAAAACCCACCUCAACCACAGUGAAGGAACAAACUACUGCUGCCACAACAACUAAAGAACCCAGCACCCCAGUAAAAACCACAGAAA